Penicillium odoratum is the source of this 1260-nucleotide messenger RNA. RefSeq names its product putative endoglucanase (gene egl2). Gene Ontology annotation, cellular component: extracellular region. Gene Ontology annotation, biological process: glucan catabolic process. The transcript has 5 exons. Bases 1 to 1260 code for a protein of 419 amino acids. Gene Ontology annotation, molecular function: cellulose binding; hydrolase activity, hydrolyzing O-glycosyl compounds. The record is from RefSeq and is a predicted model, not a curated record. NCBI's taxonomy places the organism in Eukaryota, Fungi, Ascomycota, Eurotiomycetes, Eurotiales, Aspergillaceae.
AUGAGAUACAAUCUUCUACUCGCAGCCAGCGCUGCCCUCGCUCUCGCGGUGCCUCAAGGCCCCUCCAAGCGGGCCUCGUCCUUUGUUUGGUUUGGCGCAAGUGAGUCCGGGGCAGAGUUUGGCAGUGAUAAUAUUCCGGGUGUACUGGGAACCGACUACAUUUGGCCAGACACUUCGACCAUUCAAACGCUACGCAACGCGGGUAUGAACAUCUUUCGGGUCCCGUUCUUGAUGGAGCGAUUGAUUCCCACUUCCUUGACCUCAAGUCCAGAUGCGACUUAUUUACAAGAUCUGAAGAGUACGGUUGAUUACAUCACGUCUACCGGCGCGUAUGCUAUCAUUGAUCCACAUAACUAUGGGCGAUACUAUGGCAACAUCAUCACCUCCACGAGUGACUUUGCAGCAUUUUGGACGACCGUGGCAACCCAAUUUUCAUCGAAUGACAAGGUCAUCUUUGACACGAACAAUGAAUUCAACACGGAGGACCAAACAUUAGUGCUGAACCUCAACCAGGCGGCCAUUAACGCAAUCCGGGCUGCCGGAGCCACCUCGCAGUACAUUUUCGUGGAAGGAAAUUCGUGGAGUGGUGCCUGGACGUGGACAUCAGUCAAUACCAAUCUGGUCAAUUUGACGGACCCCAAUAACAAAAUCGUGUACGAGAUGCACCAGUAUCUCGACUCAGAUGGGUCUGGCACAUCCGACACAUGCGUCAGCACGACCAUCGGCCAGGAGCGUGUGGAGUCAGCGACAGAGUGGCUGCAAAGCAAUGGGAAACUUGGGUUCUUGGGCGAGUUUGCCGGUGGUGCUAACUCAGUCUGUGAGAGUGCUGUGACUGGGAUGCUGAGCUAUUUACAAGAGAACAGUGGCGUCUGGCUCGGAGCAUCCUGGUGGGCUGCAGGGCCAUGGUGGGGCACUUAUAUCUUUUCGAUGGAGCCGCCCUCAGGGACUGCGUAUACUUACUACCUUGAUAUCUUGUCUGCCUACUUCCCUUCCAGUUCGGGCAGUUCUACAACCACUUCCACGACCGCACACUCUACAUCGACAACCACCACAACAGCCACCACUACUAAAGCCACCACCACUUCAAGCACUACUACUAAAGCUACCACCACUUCAACCACCACGAGCACAGGGUCUACAUCUACUGCGACAGCAUCCCACUGGGCACAGUGUGGUGGCACUGGCUGGACAGGAGCGACGACAUGUGCCAGCCCGUACACCUGCCAGGCGCAGAAUGCGUACUAUUCGCAAUGUCUGUAA